AUGGUCUUCUAUAAGAUAACUCUCUCGAGAUCGACUAUAGGGCUUCCUCAGGCCACCAAAAACAUCGCAGCGAGUCUGGGUUUGGGUAAGACGGGAUCCGUGGUGUAUCGUAAAGUGAGCCCGGCAAUUGCAGGGUCCAUCGCCAAGAUCAAAGAGGUUGUUAGUGUGGAGGUGACGGAAAAUGCAUUGACGCCGGAACAGCAGCGCGAGCUGCGAAAAUCCAAGCCAGGGUUCACGGUGGAGAAAAGGUUGUAG
Molecule: messenger RNA, 255 nt
Organism: Lachancea meyersii CBS 8951
Lineage: Eukaryota; Fungi; Ascomycota; Saccharomycetes; Saccharomycetales; Saccharomycetaceae
Source: the annotation of a GenBank genome assembly